Symbiodinium sp. CCMP2592 is the source of this 1641-nucleotide messenger RNA. The record is from the annotation of a GenBank genome assembly. Lineage: Eukaryota; Dinophyceae; Suessiales; Symbiodiniaceae.
AUGGUGUUCGGCAAGCUGAACGAGGAAAGCGAGUUCAAGCUUGCCAAGGUUGCACAGAGGCUGCAGGCUGUGAUGCGGCCGAAUCAGAAGAAAGCCAGGCCCAUGUGUAGGAAGGAGCAGAAAGAUUCAGGAGAACCGGCAGAGCCCGAACCGGUUCCUGCUGAAGACGAUGAUUGCAUCAUGCUGGUGGAUGACGACGAGCCCGAGUUGUUGCCGGAAGAACCAGCCCUGCAGGAAGGCCAAACGGAAGCGAUUGGUCCUGCAGCUUCGUUGGUGGAUGAUCAUGAUGAUGAGCCGGAUCAUUCGGGUCAGGAAGAGCCAUCUCUCAUGGAAGGCCAAGCGGAAGCGAUUGAGCCUCUUCCUCCGCGAGCUGGAGAUGAUAAUGUCGUCAUCAGCGAUGACGAAGUUGAGGACGAUCGUGUUAGCCGUGCAGCUGAGACUGCACCCGAGGGUGUCCCGGAGCCGAGCUGCACUAAGGACACCGCUGUAAGCCACCCACCGGACACGGAAGCUUUUGUAAUAGGCUCGGAGUCGGAAGAUGAGACUCGUCCGGAAAGCUCCGGACAAGAUGAGAUGGUGUCUUGGCCAGGUGACCGUGCUGAAAUGCACCCCAACCCUCAUCCUUUCCGCCGCUGCGACACCAGCUGCUCCAGCAUUCUUAUCGACUCACCUGUAAAAGUGAGUGUGGCCAAGUCUUGUGAUGAGCUUUCAAGUGCAUUGCCGGGCAGCUGUGCUUCCUUGGAGGGUGCUCUUCAGAGCCUGAGUUUGUCACCUGCCACUGGAAAGACGGUGGCUGCAGCAUCCUCUUCACAGACGCCGCAGCCAAAUCUAGUCAUUGACAAGUACCCGGCCAUCAAGCCCCCUGCAGCAGACUUCCUGCGCGAGGUGGAGCAGGAGACUUCGACCGCUGAUCCCCCGCCGUACAAUGCCAACGGCCAGCAGGCAGGGAAAAAGAGACGACGCCGUGGCAAACAGAACGAGGGUGGCAAGAAGCAGAAGGUUGCUUGCGACGAAGAGGGCGGCGAUGAAGAUUGCGAUGAGGGUGGUGAGGCUGACCAGGACGGACAUGAGGGGAAAGAAGAGGAGCGCCAGCAGCCGAUCUUGCAGAAGCCUAAGGCUGCGACGAAGCCGCCAGCAGCAAAGAAAAACAAGGCGAAGGAGGCAGCGAAGCCUCCGGCACAGAAGCCAAGCUCGAAGGGCAAGGCGGGCAAAAAAUCGAUCCCACCUGUUGAGGAGAAGGACAAGGACGACUGUGCUGAGCCGAUCAAAGAGGAUAAAGAGGAGAAGCAGGGCAAGGACGGCGACGGUGAGCCGAUCAAGGAGAAGAAGCAGGGCAAGGACGGCGACGGUAGUGAUGCUUCGAUUCCUUCCUUGGAGGAGGUCAAAGCCAAAGGUGGUUUCGUGCCUCCGGAUCAUGUGCAUGGCAACAACAUUUACUCGAAUGCCUACAGGCAGUCGUUGAAGGAGAGCAACGAUAUCGAGGCGGCCAAGAAGCGGGGCAGGUACGCAACUGCUAUUUUCAAGCAGUAUCGUCUGGUGAUCCCUGGCAUGUGCGGCAACUUUCGUGCCCCUCGUCUGGCCAAAAGGGCCACUGGGGAUGCAAAGCCAAAAGGCGAGACUGCAGACAAGAGUGUCGCAUAG